Neltuma alba is the source of this 1862-nucleotide messenger RNA. RefSeq names its product transcription factor bHLH144-like. The record is from RefSeq and is a predicted model, not a curated record. Lineage: Eukaryota; Viridiplantae; Streptophyta; Magnoliopsida; Fabales; Fabaceae. Gene Ontology annotation, molecular function: protein dimerization activity. The transcript is spliced from 4 exons. Bases 785 to 1495 code for a protein of 236 amino acids.
UUCAUCGACCUGAACUUCUCUCUCUUUCUCGCUGUGUUUCUUUCCUCUCUCUCUCUAGUGCUUCUUCUUUCAGUAAAAAUCUAGUGGAAUUUGUGUAUCUGAUCUUCCUUAAUCUGGGUUUGUGCCUGAUCUACCUCAUCAUCAUAAAGCUCGUGCCUUUGUGACUCAGAGAGUGGAUUGAUUUUUAUUCUGAUAUUCUGGAUUGGGCCUCAAGAUGCCGUGGACAUCCUUAUUUGUGGAUUACAAUAACUGUGUUCGCUUGGCGGUGUUCUUUCAUGUGAUUCUGUAAUUUAAUUAAUUCAGGCAAGGUCUUCAUUGCAUUGCGAAGGAGCUUUUUCUGAGCGUUUUUUCUUUAUUAAAAUUGUGGGGGAGGAUUGAGGAUGUAUGUUGCAGUAACAAUAAGGAGAAACAGAGCUGUGACAGAAGCUGGGCAGAUUAAAAUGAAUGUUGGGUUCAUCGCACACUACCAACUAACGCAAGUUUGCCAGGCUGAGUAUUUCCGUCAGUUGCUAAAACCUGUUACGUAGUCUAGAAUCAGUUGUCGUUGGUUUAGGCAGUAUUUUCCUUGUAUUGGCAUCAUUUAUUAGAAGGCUGCAGAAGAGAUAAGUGCUGAUCGGAGGAAGCGGCCAUCCCUUUUGAAAAUGCACUCAGCUUAGUACCUACUUUCUUUCUUUCCAUUCCUUUAGCAGCUUCGGUCCGGCUUUGAGAUAGAACAAUUGCCAGUUGCGAAAGACAAGCCUGAAUUACUUGCCGGGGGUUUACUGAUUGGGAACCGAACUUUACCAUGCAGAAUCACAAAUAUUUUUACCCCGAGAAGUUUGUACUCCCUUUGGCACCUGAAGCAGUUGACACUUGUUUGCAUGCUCCUCUUGUUUCGGCCCUUGAUGCAGUUUUACCUUCUGGUGCCAGGCAGGUAACACCCUUUGAAAGAGUUGAACUGCAACCCUCUGAGGUUUGCCCAAAGAAUUUCAUUAUCUUCGAUCAGACUGAUAACCAAAGCAGAAUUAUGUUCCAUCCCGCGAUGGCCAACAAAUUUAGUGGUCCUGCCGUGAAUGUUCAUGCUCCCUGUAAUCGAGACUCUGACAAGAACAAAGCUAAUCCUGUUGAAGGAGAAUUAUCAUCUUUUGAAGAGGACUCUAAGGACAUUGACGCAUUGUUGAGCUUGGAAGGGGAGGAACUAGAAGACCAUGAUGAGGAAGAAGUCAGCACUGCGAGGACUAACGAAAAUUAUGAAAGUAUCUGUGACACUUGCUCCAGUUAUGGCUCAAAAUCAAAGAAGAGGUCAUCGUCAUCUGUUCGAAAGUCUUCUACGAUCCAUGGUCACUGCAGCAACCCUGAAAUUAAGCACUGGGAAAUGAAGAGAAUGAUUAGGGUACUGAGAGGGAUCGUGCCUGGAGGUGGUGACCAAAUGGAUUCUGUCACUGUUUUAGAUGAAGCUGUGAGAUACCUCAAGUCUCUCAAGGUGGAGUCUGAGAAGCUUGGAGUUGCACUCUGAAAAUGAAAGUUGGACACUUCAAUUGUGUUCCUGUGGAAAUAAUCGAAAUGUAUUGGCCACCUUCUAUGAAUAGCACUCCUUCCGGUCUCCCUCCUUUCUUGUUUCUGCUCGUGGGAAGAAAAUCUUGGAAAGUAAUAAAAUGACAGCUGGAAUUUCACAUGUUCAGGUCAUGUAAGACAAGAAAGUACAUUCAUUAUUGUACUCUUUGUUGCUGUUUGGCAUUGACUCUUCUGUUUUGCUUCUGUUUUGUAUUGAGAAUGAGGAAUGACUGUGGUUCUUCCCCCCUCCCUAAAAUUAUGGCAUGAUUGUUAUUAUCAAUGGUGUUUACUGUGUGAGAGUAAUCAUUAAACGGGUCUCUUCUCAUUUA